Gorilla gorilla gorilla (western lowland gorilla) is the source of this 2763-nucleotide messenger RNA. It is a transcript of the gene OMA1, whose product is annotated as OMA1 zinc metallopeptidase. The coding region runs from base 92 to 1471 and encodes 459 amino acids. Lineage: Eukaryota; Metazoa; Chordata; Mammalia; Primates; Hominidae. The record is from RefSeq and is a predicted model, not a curated record. Gene Ontology annotation, cellular component: mitochondrial inner membrane. Gene Ontology annotation, biological process: protein quality control for misfolded or incompletely synthesized proteins; mitochondrial protein processing. The transcript is spliced from 9 exons. Gene Ontology annotation, molecular function: metalloendopeptidase activity.
UGGCGGGCAGGAAGUGCGGGUGCGCGCCUGCGCAUAGGUCGGGUCGGCGGUGUCACCGCUUUCGCUUCUGCUUGAGUAAUCAAGUGAAAAAAUGAGCUUCAUCUGUGGAUUGCAGUCUGCUGCUAGAAACCAUGUUUUCUUCCGAUUUAAUUCACUGUCUAACUGGAGAAAAUGUAACACAUUAGCAUCAACCUUACGGGGCUGUCAUCAAGUACAAGUUAACCAUAUAGUAAAUAAGUAUCAGGGACUGGGAGUAAAUCAGUGUGACAGGUGGAGUUUUCUGCCUGGAAACUUUCAUUUUUAUAGGACUUUUAACAACAAAAGAACAGGAGGUCUCUCAAGUACCAAAAGUAAGGAAAUUUGGAGGAUUACCAGCAAAUGUACUGUAUGGAAUGAUGCUUUUUCAAGACAGCUGCUAAUAAAAGAAGUUACAGCAGUCCCUAGUCUGUCAGUAUUGCAUCCUCUAAGCCCUGCUUCCAUAAGAGCCAUUAGGAAUUUCCAUACUUCUCCACGGUUUCAAGCUGCUCCGGUUCCUCUCUUGUUGAUGAUUCUUAAACCAGUACAGAAGUUAUUUGCAAUCAUUGUAGGCAGGGGCAUAAGGAAAUGGUGGCAGGCACUUCCUCCUAACAAGAAGGAAGUAUUUAAAGAAAAUAUAAGGAAGAAUAAAUGGAAGCUAUUCCUUGGUUUGAGUAGUUUUGGAGUGCUCUUUGUGGUGUUUUAUUUUACUCACCUGGAAGUAAGUCCAAUCACAGGAAGGAGCAAGCUACUAUUAUUGGGGAAAGAGCAGUUCAGACUUUUAUCAGAACUGGAAUAUGAAGCAUGGAUGGAAGAAUUUAAAAAUGAUAUGCUAACUGAGAAAGAUGCCCGAUACCUGGCUGCUAAAGAAGUGCUUUGUCAUCUAAUUGAAUGCAAUAAAGAUGUUCCAGGGAUCUCUCAGAUCAAUUGGGUUAUUCAUGUGGUUGAUUCCCCAAUUAUUAAUGCCUUCGUGCUUCCAAAUGGACAAAUGUUUGUUUUCACUGGAUUUUUAAAUAGUGUAACCAAUAUUCAUCAACUUUCUUUCCUUCUGGGCCAUGAAAUAGCACAUGCAGUACUUGGGCAUGCUGCAGAAAAGGCUGGCAUGGUUCAUUUGUUGGAUUUCCUAGGUAUGAUUUUCCUCACAAUGAUUUGGGCCAUUUGUCCUCGAGAUAGCUUGGCACUUUUGUGCCAGUGGAUACAGUCUAAAUUGCAGGAGUAUAUGUUUAAUAGACCAUACAGCAGAAAAUUGGAGGCCGAAGCUGACAAAAUUGGACUACUGCUUGCUGCAAAGGCUUGUGCAGACAUAAGAGCCAGUUCAGUGUUUUGGCAGCAAAUGGAGUUUGUUGAUAGCCUGCAUGGCCAACCCAAGAUGCCAGAAUGGUUAUCUACACACCCUUCUCAUGGCAAUCGAGUUGAGCACUUGGAUAGACUUAUACCUCAGACGGAGGAUGAAUGAAUGAAAGAAGGUCUGCCAGGAAGAAUGUUUCUGCUUCCUCUCUGCUCAUAUACAGUGUAGCGGCCAUGGAGGGGUACCACUCAGAUCACUCUUCAAGUGAGUCCUCUGUGGCAUGCAUGACUGACAAAUGCUCCAGCUGUCACACCUUCAGGCCCAUGGUAACUGAAUAUAGCAGGGGCACUAGAGCUGGGCCGUUCCUCCUGCACAUGAGAUGGUGUCAUGGAUGACUAUUGCAUGAGGACUCCCUGUUGACCUGGCCAAAACUUUCUUAGAACUGCACUGUAGUCACAGCUCUUCCUACUUCCUCCUCCUUCUUUCCCACUCUCCUUUCUCGCACUGCAGACCCACAUCAUGGUCUGAAGGCUCUCUCUGCCUCCUCCUGAUCCUCUCCUUUGUCAUGCACCAGAGCUUCUCCAAUACAUCUCAUGCACAGCUAAUCCCAUCUUGGUGUCUACUUCCUGAGGAAUGCUAAUGCAAAGACACAGUGACUCUGUUUUUCAACCCACACGUCUCUCACCUGGGAAAGAGAUCAAUUCUAUGAUAUCAUCAUGCAAUGGAAUACUAUAGGGCAGUCAAAAUGAACGAAUUAGAGAUAUAGGCAUCAACAUGCAUACAUCUCAAAAACAUAAUGUUGAGCAAAAACAAAAAUGUUGCAGAGUGAUACAUACAGUAUGUAACAUUUAUACAAAGUUUUAAAACUUGUGAAACAAUGUCAUAUAUAAUUUGUAGAUGAGUACAUAUGUGACAAAAGCAUAAAAACACACUAAGGGCUGGGUGCGGUGGCUCACGCCUGUAAUCCCAGCACUUUGGGAGGCCAAGGUGGGUGGAUCACGAGGUCAAGAGAUUGAGACCAUCCUGGCCAACAUGGUGAAACCCCGUCUCUACUAAAAAUACAAAAAUCAGCUGAAUGUGGUGGCACAUGCCUGCAGUACCAGCUACUUGGGAGGCUAAGGCAGAAGAAUCACUUGAACCCGGGAGGCAGAGGUUGCAGUGAGCUGAGAUCGCGCCAUUGCACUCCAGCCUGAGCACAGAGAGAGACUCCAUCUCAAAACAAACAAACCAAAAACACGCUAAUGAUAGAUAAACCCAAAUUCAGGAGAGAGGUUACCACUGGGGAGAAAAAGAAAAAUGCAAACAGGUUUUGUAUUUUACGCUGCGUGGUUGGUACACAGUUGUUCAUUAUACCUAUGCUUUUUAUAUGCCUGAGGUAUUUCAUAAUAAAAAAUUAAAACAUAUUAAAUCAUGCCCAACAAAUUGUUUCUAGUGAAAAAUAAUAAAAUAAUUUGAAAUUG